AUGACAUCAAAUUUCUCAAUACCAUUAAUCGAACCAUGGUAUAUUGCAGUUGACAUUAUACUUAUUACGGCAUGUGUUACAGCUAUUGUUCUAUCAUUAUUAUGUCUUAUAGUCAUAUUAUUGAAUCGUCAGUUGCACACAGUUUCAAAUUUACUUGUGUUUAAUUCGUGUUUAUGUGAACUCAUAUUUAGUUCAGUGAUGUUAGCUGUAGCAGGUUAUUUAUGUUAUAGUGAUAUACAUCAAUUAACAGUUCCAACACCAUUAUGCGCAUUUCGUGGCUAUUUCGGUUAUACAACAGUUGCUGCACAAAAUUGGUCAUAUUUAAUACAAGCUAUACAUCGUUAUAUAUGCGUUGUACACCAUCAUAAACGACAACAAACAUCCUAUCAUUUACACAUCUGUUUUAUCGUUAUACAAUGGAUCUAUUGUAUAUUAUUCCCACUGCCAUUGCUAUUAAUACCCACUCAAAUCCAAUAUAUUCCAGCAAAUCAAAUGUGUCAAGUACCGAUAUUUCACAGUUUACAAAUGAUGUACUUAGCUCUUUGUAUUUAUCUGACACCAGUUAUAUCAAUUAUUAUUAUCUAUUUUCUACUUGUUAAAUAUGUUAAUAAAAUGGCUCGACAGCAACAACAACAGCAACACCAGUCAACACAUAUAACAUUAUUUCAAGCAAGGAGACAAUUAUCAAUGUUGAAACGUAUUAUUUUAUUGAUUAUAUUUUUGGUAACAUGUUGUGGGCCAUAUAUGUCAUUUGUAUUAAUUGGUUUUCGUGGAACAGAUCCAUAUGUGUAUCAUUUUCGUAUAGCAUAUAUAUUUCUUGAUUUAUCUGUUGUACUUGUCAUGGUAGCAAUUAUUUAUUCAACAAAUAAUAUUAGAGAUACGCUAUUUCGUUCAAAUAGAAUACUCGAUACAUCGAAAGUUCCAAGCAUCAAUACCAGAGAAACUCUAGGAAAACAUUAA
Molecule: messenger RNA, 960 nt
Organism: Didymodactylos carnosus
Lineage: Eukaryota; Metazoa; Rotifera; Eurotatoria; Philodinida; Philodinidae
Source: the annotation of a GenBank genome assembly